Messenger RNA from Rhipicephalus microplus (southern cattle tick), 1143 nucleotides. RefSeq lists its product as uncharacterized. Lineage: Eukaryota; Metazoa; Arthropoda; Arachnida; Ixodida; Ixodidae. The record is from RefSeq and is a predicted model, not a curated record.
AUGGCGUCCAUGUCGAGGGCGACUGUUUACCGUCGCAUCAGCCACGCCGUGCAGGCCGACGUGCAUGCUAUAUUGGUAGCUGCUGGCGAAGGCGACCCCUUUGCUGUAGUGGAAUUCCCUGAAGAGGGAGACACCAUGGCCAUCAUUCACACGUCAUGGCUGAAAGAAGAUCAGCACUCUACUUUUUGGCCAAUAGAAAAGAAUCCUGGAAAACGUCAAAAGCUAACAAUGCAAGGUGCAAAACCUACAAGCUCCUGGAUUGAAGUUCGGUGCAACGUGAAAUGCUGGGCUGAUACCUAUAAGAGAGCGAAAGACAAGCUUAUUACCCUCCAGUACACAUCAGACUCCAACAGUGGAAAAGAAUUGGGACGGGGCAAAAGGAAGCGGAAACGUGCUUUGCGUUAUGAAGAUGACGACGAGGAUGACAGCACGGAUGACGCUAAAAGGGAUCAAUAUGUCCACCCAAAAGCACCGACACCAACUCAACGACUAUCAGUGACUGAGUUCCAGGACUGCUUAGUGUCACUCGUGGAGGCUUUGCAACCAAGUUCACACUCUGCAAGGUGGAGUGCAAACUAUGGCUUUUAUGUUUUAAGCACCUUGCACAGUUCGGAAGCUGCCAACUUUUUCACAGAACUGCAAUCCCAUGGCUCAUCACACAUACCAGAACGCUCAACCCUUGCUGCGGCUGCUAGGCCGCACAUGGAACCGCGCAUGUUUGACCUGCCUUUCUUGAAUGUGGCAGAUGUUCUUGCAUACGAGGAGAAGCUCGAGACAGACAGCCAAGCUCGUUAUCAAAUGAAAAAACUUAUGGCUGUACAAGGUGGAGAUUACAAAGCAAAAACAACACGUGUUCUGCAGUUGCUCCUCAGGUGGAAUGCUGCAGUGGGGUUCAGUUGGUUUGGCACUAAAGGAAAAAAAUUCUUUGAAUUGCACCUCUGCAAGCUGAUGUGUACAAUGAUAAUUUUGCUUAUGCAUGCAGGCGUGUUGACUAAUGACGUCCGAAACCCGAAUGCCACCCUGAAAGAUGUGGAGAAAGCCUCAAUGACUUGGUUUCGUCAUGCUUCUGAGCGACUUGCCGCGCAACAAAAAUAGUUUUUUUGAAUAAUUACUGCUGAAGGUCACCUAUUUAUUUGUUGUAGA